Molecule: messenger RNA, 2794 nt
Organism: Nerophis ophidion (straightnose pipefish)
Lineage: Eukaryota; Metazoa; Chordata; Actinopteri; Syngnathiformes; Syngnathidae
Gene: slc22a23b
Product: solute carrier family 22 member 23
Biological process (GO): transmembrane transport
Cellular component (GO): membrane
Molecular function (GO): transmembrane transporter activity
Source: RefSeq, a predicted model, not a curated record
UCGGCACCAACAUAUUCCUCCGCGUCUCUUACUUUAUCACGCAGACAUGCGAGGGGAGCGCGCAAUCUGAGCUACAGCCGAGGUACUCCGGACUUGAGGACCGAGUCGACGCACACCUUCAGGGGUCAUAAAGGAGAGCCGUUGCGGUGCACAUGGAUUGUAUCCCCGGCAUUCCACGUCUGCGCCGAGGCUGGGAUUAGCACCGCAUGGCUGGUCGGCGCACACAUGGAGUACAAAGCCGAUGCUGACGAGUAUGCCUGCCUGUCCGAGCCCGGUUCUCUCAGGGAGAUUUGUCCUCUCGGAUUCGCUCCAGGACCCUUCACCAUGAGGGCGACUCUUGGGUGAAUUGGUGGACUUUUUUUUUUUUGGGACGCGGGCUCUCCUUUGUGUCGGACAAGGGUUUAACUCGGAGGCGCUUUGCUUCGCCCAGCUGUUCCCGGGGGUCGGCAGUGAUGGCAGCCGGCCGCCCCCAGGCACAGAACCACCCGCCCGAGAACGGCUUCGCCCAACUGGACCUCCCGGCACCCAGGCUGCUGCAGCACGUCGACGGCUCGGUUCUACCGUCUCUCGGGGGGUUCGGGAGGCAUCAAAAGCAGCUUGUAGUUCUGACCUGGAUACCGGCGUUGUUCAUCGGCUUCAGCCAGUUCUCGGAUUAUUUCCUUUUGGCACAACCCAACGGCACGUGUUUGCAGCGUUUGUCGAACGAGAGCAAUGUGACCGUGGAAUUUCCCGCGGUGACCGGUACCGACCUCACGGUCAACAUUACCGGGGAAGGAUACGGUGACGGUGGCGGUGUGCUUUGCGCCUGCAAGGAGAGGAGGCUGGAGCUGCAAACUGGGCUAAGUCAGAAUGUGGUUACCAAGUGGAACCUGGUGUGUGACUCAGCCUGGAAGGUCCACAUUGCAAAAUUUUCUUUGCUGGUGGGCUCAAUAUUUGGCUACCUUGUGAUGGGUGUCAUGGCUGACUGGUUUGGUCGACAGCCAGUGUUGAUUCUCUCUGUGCUCUUCAUGCUGGUGUUUGGUUUGAGUGUUGCCUUCUCUGUAAACGUCACCAUGUUCAGCACCUUGCGCUUUUUUGAGGGUUUCUGCUUGGCGGGCCUCGCUCUCUCUCUCUACGUGCUAAGGGUUGAGCUUUGUCUUCCUGGCUGGCGUUUCUCCAUGACCAUGGUGGCCAGUUUCCUGAUGGUGGGCGGGCAGCUACUGAUGCCAGGGGUGGCCGCUUUGUGCCGCAACUGGCCAAAUCGGGAUGACUGGCAGGUCCUGCAGAUUGUAAUAAUAAGCCCCUUUGUGUUGAUGCUGCCCUACGUUUGGAUCUUUCCUGAGUCUUUACGCUGGCUGUUGAGCAACAGACGCUCAAAAGCUAUGAUGCUCCGUAUCGCAAGAAAGAACCAAGUUGACAUGACAAGCGAACCAAGCGGCGUGCUUUCAGAGCUGGAGCAAGAACUGCACAAGAAACCCCAGAGAGCCUGCAUUGUGAAGAUGAUGAGCACCAGGAACCUGUGGAAAAACAUUGUAGUGCUGUGUGUAAACUCGUUGACCGGCUAUGGGAUCCACCACUGCUUUGCUCGAAGUAUAAUGGACCCUGAGGCCCAGCCGACUGCUUUAUGCCACACAGACUACUACACAAUGGCUGGCAUCGCUGUGGCAACAUGCCUGGCACUGUGUCCCAUGGUGGGACUCAUGGGUAGACGUGGAGGGCUUCUAACCUUCAUGAUCAUCACGGCCCUUGCAUCACUACUGCAGCUUGGCUUGCUCAAUCUGAUUGGGAAAUACAGUCUCCGACAUGACACGGUUUUGAGGGACACUCUUAACAGAAAAUGUUCUGUGGCCUUCUCCAUCAUUGGCAUGUUCUCUUCUCAUGCUGUCAGUACCCUCAGCAUUUUCUUUUGUGCAGAAAUCACACCGACAGUUAUCAGGGGUGGAGGUCUCGGCCUGGUCCUGGCAAGUGCCGGCUUUGGCAUGCUCACGGCGCCCAUCAUGGAGCUCCACAACCAGAAGGGCUACUUCCUGCAUCAUGUGAUCUUUGCUUGCUGCACGCUAUUAUGUAUCAUCUGCCUACUGUUGCUCCCUGAGCCCCGCGGUCAACCUUUGCCCGAGACCUUGGCCGACGGAGAGACGUUUACCCGUCGAACGUUGCUCCACCCCGGUGAGCAGCACCUUCUCCUCGCCAAGAGUGACAGGGACUACUCGCGCGUCCACGACACGCCACUCCACCUGUCCGCCACCGGGAGUGCUACUGUGGCAGCAGCGACCGCUCUGGCAGCGGUACCCGCCUCAUACUCCUUGGCCACUGGCGGGGAGGUCAUCGGCAACCACACAAUAGCCAAUGGGGUAUGAACCUAACCACGAUUCGUCGGGCGACCACUAAGAAGACUGGAGCCCUAAAAUAAAUGUGUGACUUGCGGCCGUGUCCUAACUCGCACACUUCCAUACUUUUGAGUGCAGAAAGUAGUGCACAGUCAGUACCAGAUGUCGCACUUAAAAUACCAUCUUGGCGAAGUAGCGAAGAGGAAAAAAGUCAUACCAAUAAAAGGUUUCUUGUAUGCUUAUUUUAAAUGUACGGCAUAUUUGGCAACUGCCGGGGUGUCUAAUGAUGAUAAAUGAUACCUGCACAAUUUGGGACAACACUACUUUGUCAAAAUUGUAUUUGAUUUGAGACACGGCCUGUAUUUUGAUUUGGGAAAACGUUUUGCUAAAGGUCUGAUAAUUGGUUGCAACAGUAAGGCUGAAAUGGAAAUGGAGAUACAGUUAGGGCAAAACAAGUAUUUAGUCAGCCACCGAUUGUGCAAGUUCUC